This is a messenger RNA of Acanthocheilonema viteae, 1701 nucleotides long. Lineage: Eukaryota; Metazoa; Nematoda; Chromadorea; Rhabditida; Onchocercidae. The record is from the annotation of a GenBank genome assembly.
AUGGUGGAUGCACCAGUAACGGCAGUAGUUAAAUAUGAAUAUCUUGAUCACACUGCGGAUAUUCAGCUGCAUGGUUGGGGCAAUACUUUGGAAGAGGCCAUGGAACAGACAUUAAUCUCUCUGUAUGCCUAUAUGACUGAAAUUUCAACGGUGUCCGCGGAAUACUCAUUUGAUUUGUUUGCCAGUGGCAUUGAUAUGGUAUCAUUAAUGGCCCGAUUGCUAGAUGAAGCACUGUUUGCUUUCUCAACAGAACCAUUCUUCAUUGGUAGAAUUGCAAGAGUAAUUAAAAUCGAUCGUGAAAAGUUCGAAGUACAAGUACGGUGUUGGGGUGAAUCAUUCGAUCUUAAUAGACAUCCACAAGGAACCGAAAUUAAAGCAAUCACUUAUUCCAAUAUGCAGAAUGCAUCAAAGCCAAAAAUGUCAAAAAUUGGUGAAAAUGGAAUAGCAGUAGAAAGAAGACCGAGUAAGGAACCACAACCUGUUGAAAAUUCAGAAACUGAACGCAAUUCAUCUACUGACGUGGUUUCAUAUCUAUCAUCGACCACAUUUGCAUCACUUGAAAACAUGUUGUCAAAGCCCACUUUACUCGCAAUUGCUGAAAUGGGCUUUAUUAAAAUGACUGAAAUACAAGUAAAAUGUAUUGAACCCUUAUUACAGGGCCGUGAUGUAUUAGCAUCCGCCAAAACUGGAAGUGGUAAAACAUUAGCAUUUCUUAUUCCAGCUAUUGAGUUACUUGUAAAACUUGAAUGGAAAGCACGUAAUGGCACAGGAGUAAUCGUUAUCUCUCCAACAAGGGAAUUAUCCAUGCAGACCUAUGGAGUUUUGAAUGAGAUUCUAGAGAAGCAUCCAGCUUUAACUCAUGGUUUAAUAAUGGGUGGUGCCAAUCGACAAGCAGAAGCACAAAAAUUAGCUAGAGGUGUUAGCUUCCUUGUUGCAACGCCUGGUCGUUUGCUUGAUCAUUUACAGAAUACGGAUGACUUCAUGGUAAAAAACUUGAAAUGUCUAAUCAUCGAUGAAGCAGAUCGUAUACUGGAUAUUGGUUUCGAAAUCGAGAUGCAGCAGAUACUGCGAACUUUGCCAAAAAAACGACAAACAAUGUUUUUUUCAGCUACACAAACACCGAAGGUUGUAGAGCUCAUCAAAGCUGCACUCCAUACAGAUCCUAUAAGAAUAGGUAUCAAUGAAAUGAACCUAAAAAAUGGAAAUGAUUUAGCAACAGUUUCAGGUCUGCAACAGGGUUAUGUUGUUUGCCCAUCUGAAAAGCGAUUUUUGCUGCUUUUUACGUUUUUGAAAAGGAAUCGAGAUAAGAAAGUUAUGGGCAAGCAAAAACAGCAGAAACGAACGUGCACAUUCUUUUCAUUUUGCCAAGCGAAAUCAGGCAUUUUGCUUUGUACCGAUGUUGCUGCCCGUGGUCUUGAUAUACCACAAGUUGACUGGAUUGUACAGUAUGACCCACCAGAUGAGCCACGAGAAUAUAUACAUCGUGUGGGGCGUACAGCUCGUGGUGUUACCGGUACUGGUCAUGCACUACUAAUAUUGCGUCCUGAAGAACUUGGCUUUCUUCGUUACCUGAAGCAUGCAAAAGUUGUUCUUAAUGAAUAUGAAUUUUCAUGGAGCAAAAUUGCAAAUAUACAGCUGCAGUUGGAAAAACUUAUUGAACAAAAUUAUUAUUUAAAUAAAUCAGCGAAGGCUAGCAUUUAG